Molecule: messenger RNA, 1673 nt
Organism: Myotis davidii
Lineage: Eukaryota; Metazoa; Chordata; Mammalia; Chiroptera; Vespertilionidae
Product: ephrin type-A receptor 6
Exons: 6
Coding region: 41-1654 (537 amino acids)
Biological process (GO): protein phosphorylation; cell surface receptor protein tyrosine kinase signaling pathway; axon guidance
Cellular component (GO): neuron projection; membrane
Molecular function (GO): protein binding; transmembrane-ephrin receptor activity; ATP binding
Source: RefSeq, a predicted model, not a curated record
CCAAGCGAAUAGUCCUCGCGCGAGCGGGACGCGGUGGUGGAUGCAAUUCCGCUCGCCCACCGCCGCCGGGAGCUCCCUGGCGCCGCAGGCAGCGUCCUCCUCCGGAGCAGCGGCGCCGGCACCUGGACAGCCUGGACCUUCGUGCCCUGCGCUCGGGGCCUCGCGCGGGGGGCGCCCCGGGACACCCCCUGCGGGCAGGGUGGAGGAGGAAGAAGAGGAGGAGGAAGACGUGGACCAGAUCCCCUGCCCUACACGGAACACCUGGCUGCGCGCCUGCCACUUCUCUUACAACAGGAGGCGAGGAGAGCCUGGAAGAGCCAUGGGGGGCUGCGAAGUCCGAGAAUUUCUUUGGCAAUUAGGUUUCUUCUUGCCGCUGCUGACAGUUUGGCCGGGAGACUGCAGCCACGUCUCCAACAACCAAGUUGUGUUGCUUGAUACAACAACUGUGCUGGGAGAGCUAGGAUGGAAAACAUAUCCAUUAAAUGGGUGGGAUGCCAUUACUGAAAUGGAUGAACAUAACAGGCCCAUUCACACAUACCAGGUAUGCAAUGUAAUGGAACCAAAUCAAAACAAUUGGCUUCGUACAAACUGGAUCUCCCGAGAUGCAGCUCAGAAAAUUUAUGUGGAAAUGAAGUUCACACUGAGGGAUUGUAACAGCAUCCCGUGGGUCUUGGGGACUUGCAAAGAAACAUUUAAUCUGUAUUAUGUGGAAUCAGAUGAGUCCCAUGGAAUUAAAUUCAAGCCAAGCCAGUAUACAAAGAUCGAUACAAUUGCUGCUGAUGAAAGUUUUACCCAGAUGGAUUUGGGUGAUCGCAUCCUCAAGCUCAACACUGAAAUUCGUGAGGUGGGGCCUAUAGAAAGGAAAGGAUUUUAUCUGGCUUUUCAAGACAUUGGGGCAUGCAUUGCCCUGGUAUCAGUCCGUGUUUUCUACAAAAAGUGCCCCUUCACUGUACGUAACUUGGCCAUGUUUCCUGACACCAUCCCAAGGGUUGACUCUUCCUCUUUGGUGGAAGUAAGGGGAGCUUGUGUGAAGAGUGCAGAAGAGCGUGACACUCCUAAACUAUACUGUGGAGCUGAUGGAGAUUGGCUGGUUCCUCUUGGAAGGUGCAUCUGCAGUACAGGAUAUGAAGAGAUCGAGGGUUCUUGCCAUGCUUGCAGGCCAGGCUUCUAUAAAGCAUUUGCUGGGAACACAAAAUGUUCUAAAUGCCCUCCACACAGUUUAACCUACAUGGAAGCAACUUCUGUCUGUCAGUGUGAAAAGGGUUACUUCCGAGCUGAAAAAGACCCACCUUCCAUGGCAUGUACCAGGCCACCUUCAGCUCCUAGGAAUGUGGUUUUUAACAUCAAUGAAACAGCCCUUAUUUUGGAAUGGAGCCCACCAAGUGACACAGGAGGGAGAAAAGAUCUCACAUACAGUGUAAUCUGUAAGAAAUGUGGCUUAGACACCAGCCAGUGUGAGGACUGUGGUGGAGGACUCCGCUUCAUCCCAAGACAUACUGGCCUGAUCAACAAUUCCGUGAUAGUUCUUGACUUUGUGUCUCACGUGAAUUAUACCUUUGAAAUAGAAGCCAUGAAUGGAGUUUCUGAGUUGAGUUUUUCUCCCAAGCCAUUCACAGCCAUUACAGUGACCACAGAUCAAGACGGUCUGUUAUAACAGAUGCCAUAGACUAGGG